UUUGUAUCAAACGUUUUUCAACUGUUUCGUUAAACAAAUCAUUUUAACUAACUUAAACAAAAUGUUCAAAUUCGCUGUUGUCAUCUUUGCUGUCAUUGCCUGUGCUGCUGCCAAACCCGGUUUAGUUGCUCCUUUGGCUUACACUGCUCCCGCCGCUGUAGUAGCUGCCCCUGCUGGUGUUGUUACUGCCACCAGUAGCCAAGUUAUUGCUCGUAACUACAAUGGUAUUGCCACCGCUCCCGUUGUAGCUCCAGUAGCUACCCCUGUUGUUGCCAAGACUAUUGCUUACACUGCUCCUGUUGCUGCUUAUACCGCUCCAGUUGUUGCCAAAUACGCUGCUGCCUACACUCACCCCUUGGCUUACUCCGCCCCUGUUGUUGCUAAAUACGCCGCCGCUUACUCUCAUCCUUUGGCCUACUCUGCACCUUUGACCUAUGCUGCUGCCCCAGCUCCAGCUGUUGUCAUCUUCGCUGUCAUUGCCUGUGCUGCUGCCAAACCCGGUUUUAUUGCUCCUUUGGCUUACACUGCUCCCGCCGCUGUAGUGGCUGCCCCAGCUGGUGUUGUUACUGCUACCAGUAGUCAAUAUAUUGCCCGCAACCAUAAUGGUAUUGUCUCUACUCCUGUUGUAGCUCCAGUUGCUACCCCUGUUGUUGCCAAGACUGUUGCUUAUACUGCUCCUGUAGCUGCUGCUUAUACCGCUCCUGUUGUAGCCAAAUACGCUGCUGCCUACAAUCACCCCUUGACUUACUCCGCCCCUGUUGUUGCUAAGUACGCUGCUGCCUACUCUCAUCAUUUGGCCUACUCUGCUCCUGGAAAAUGGAAUACCUCUCCCAUGUAUGGGCCAGGUGCUUCGAAAUACAUUUUGGACCCAUUCGACCGCGUACAAGAGUGGUUAUCAUUAACAUUGUCUAACUUGUUAACGUUAAAUCUAAAUCAAAACAAAAUGUUCAAAUACACCGUUGUUAUCUUCGCCUUGAUUGCCUGUGCCGCUGCCAAACCCGGUUUUGUAGCUCCUUUGGCUUAUACUGCUCCCGCUGACGUUGUUGCUGCCCCCGCCGGUGUUGUUACCGCCACUAGUAGCCAAUUUGUUGCCCGUAACCACAAUGGUAUUGCCACCGCUCCCGUUGUUGCUCCAGUAGCUGCCCCUGUUGCUGCCUACACUGCUCCUGUAGCUGCCGCCUACACUACCCCAGUUGUAGCCAAAUACGCUGCUGCUUAUGCUACUCCCUUGGCCUACUCUGCUCCCGUUGCCGCUGCUUACAGCGCUCCUUUGACUUAUGCCGCCACUCCUUUGGCUUAUGCUAAUGCUCAUUUGGAUGCUGCUUAUGCCAGCAGCCGUGUUGACCUCAAGCAAAACUACAACGCUGCUGUCGUUCCUGCCACUUAUGCUGCCGCUCCUGCGAAAUACGCUGCUGCUUACUCUACUCCUUUGGCUUACUCUGCUCCUGUUGCCGCUGCUUACAGCGCUCCUUUGACUUAUGCCGCCACACCUUUGGCUUAUACUAAUUCUCAUUUGGAUGCCGCUUAUGCUAGCAGCCGUGUUGACAUUAAGCAAAACUAUAAUGCUGCUGUCGUUCCUGCUACUUAUGCUGCCGCUGCUGCUGUACCCGUGGCUACUCCUUUGGCUACUCCCGUAGCCCCAGUUGCCCCUGUAGCUCCCAUUAAAUACACUGCUGCUCCAGUUUUGUUGUAAAUUUAGAUUUUGUUAAUA
Lucilia cuprina (Australian sheep blowfly) is the source of this 1711-nucleotide messenger RNA. RefSeq names its product calphotin-like. The record is from RefSeq and is a predicted model, not a curated record. The coding region runs from base 62 to 1693 and encodes 543 amino acids. The transcript is spliced from 8 exons. Lineage: Eukaryota; Metazoa; Arthropoda; Insecta; Diptera; Calliphoridae.